AUGACCGCCCGCCCCACGCGCGAUCCGAAAAAGAUUCGGGAGAGCCUCGAACGGGAGCGUGCCGAUCUUCUUGCGCUGAGCGACGCAGCGGCAGACGAGCGGCGCCCGGUCACGCUCGAUCAGCAGAGCGUCGGCCGCGUAUCGCGCAUGGACGCCAUGCAGGUGCAGGCGAUGGCGCAAACGGUGGAGGCGCGCCGCCGCGCGCGCCUGCCGCUCAUCGAUGCAGCGCUGCGCCGGCUCGAUACGGGCGACUACAGCUACUGCGUCGACUGCGGAGAGCGGAUUCCGGCCAAGCGCCUCGCCAUCGACCCGACCAUCGCCCGCUGCAUGGACUGCGCAGGCUAA
This is a messenger RNA of Geodia barretti, 345 nucleotides long. The record is from the annotation of a GenBank genome assembly. Lineage: Eukaryota; Metazoa; Porifera; Demospongiae; Tetractinellida; Geodiidae.